AUGACUAGCGAACUACCAGCAAGUCUUUCAAAAAUUCAUGCGGAUAAUAUAGAGAUUUUUCAACUUAAAGUACUUUCGCUAAAUUUCCUAAGAAACACUUCUGAAAUAACUGAUGAACAUAUCCUGAAACUUAAUCCUUGCCACUUCUGCGAUGAAGGAAUUCUUGCCUUACUACUUCAUUCAUUCACAAAACUUAUACUAGCUUCUGGUGAAUAUCACAUGGUAUCUAAGGAUAAAGAUUUCAGGAAAAAAGGCCCCCUAAAUGAUGAUACUAUAGGAGAGGAAAAAAUAACUAAAACUAUUACGCAUGAUCAAACAACAAGUCUUACUAUAGAUAUGGAAAGUUCUGCAGAUAAUUUGACUAAUCAAAUAACUAGAGAUAAUACUGACAAUGCACAAAUUCAGUCAUCAAGAGAAUCAUCUCCUAAAAUUUCUCGCGAACAGGACAAGAUACAAAGUUUGUUGUAA
Funneliformis mosseae is the source of this 468-nucleotide messenger RNA. NCBI's taxonomy places the organism in Eukaryota, Fungi, Glomeromycota, Glomeromycetes, Glomerales, Glomeraceae. The record is from the annotation of a GenBank genome assembly.